CUCCGACCUCAUCAGAAUAAUUAUUCAUACACUAAUUUAAUCAACAAACAACGUUUGCGGCGCCGUAGCUUGUUAAUAGUUUACUGCGCAAAUAUUACGCAAAUAUUUAUAUAAACGGCUGCUAACCAGCAGCAUUAGCAACGAACUCGCCGUCGGAGUCGCCGUCAGCGUCCCACUGACAACCCUUUGUGCUUCCCCUCCCACACCAACACUCCUUUGGCUUAUUGCUCACUCAUCGAACUUCCACAUCUAAUAAGUGUUGUAUUUUUUAAAAUUCCUUAAGCUAAUACGAAUUCAGUGCCUAAUAUGGCUGCAAUUACAAGCAUUGAAUCAGUUUCAGACCGGUGGAAACAGGCUCGUGUUGGAGAGCUUUCACAAGAUUUUCUGCGAAUUGGAUCAGCCGAUCCUUCACAAAAUGCAGCUUCUGUACAACCAACACCAGCAGCAGCAAAUGCUAAUUGGAAUCCUUAUCCAGCUCAGUGUUUGGUACCUAGUCAUUAUGGUAGACUGCUCAUUACUUGUGUCCAAGCAAAACUUUCUCGGAACUACGGCAUAACCAGAAUGGAUCCUUACGUCCGUAUACGUGUUGGCAAUUUUGUGUACGAAACACAAACAUCUCAGAAUGGUGGAAAGAAUCCCUACUGGAAUCGCGCUAUUCAAUGUCAACUUACGGCAGGAAUUGAAAUAAUUCACAUCGAAAUAUACGAUGAAUGCAGUUUUAAAAUGGACGAGCUGAUCGCCUGGGCUGACGUACCUAUACCAGAAACUCUAUUCCAAGGCAAGACUCAUGAAGGGACGUAUGCCCUGUCUGGCAAACAAGGCGAAGGGCAAGAGGGAUCAAUUGACAUUGUUCUAAGCUAUUCUCUGCAGCCAUUCACGUAUCCUAUUGCCGGAACAUCAUUUCUUGUUGGGUCUAACGCACGUCCGAUAGUAUUAACACCGGUUCAUCAAGCAAAUAUGUAUCAACAGGCUCCUCCUCCUCAACCGAUUGCUCUCUCGAACGAAGAUUUUCUUCAGGUGCGAGAGAUGUUUCCCAAUAUGGAUGAACAAGUGGUGCGAACCAUAUUCGAGGCGAACAAUGGAAACAAAGCAACUACUAUCAACUGCUUAUUACAACUCAAUGAAUAAUUAAUUCCUUUAUAUUUAUCAUUUAUAUAUGUAUAUCCAAUUUAUAACAUGUAAAUUUACAAAAUAUUGUAUCCCUAAUAAAUAUGCAAAAUACCGUCAUA
Scaptodrosophila lebanonensis is the source of this 1229-nucleotide messenger RNA. RefSeq names its product toll-interacting protein B-like. Gene Ontology annotation, biological process: ubiquitin-dependent protein catabolic process. The transcript has a single exon. The record is from RefSeq and is a predicted model, not a curated record. Bases 307 to 1128 code for a protein of 273 amino acids. Gene Ontology annotation, molecular function: ubiquitin conjugating enzyme binding; ubiquitin binding. Gene Ontology annotation, cellular component: cytoplasm. NCBI's taxonomy places the organism in Eukaryota, Metazoa, Arthropoda, Insecta, Diptera, Drosophilidae.